Coregonus clupeaformis (lake whitefish) is the source of this 3537-nucleotide messenger RNA. Its product is annotated as transmembrane protein 209-like. Lineage: Eukaryota; Metazoa; Chordata; Actinopteri; Salmoniformes; Salmonidae. The record is from RefSeq and is a predicted model, not a curated record. Gene Ontology annotation, cellular component: membrane. The coding region runs from base 717 to 2519 and encodes 600 amino acids. The transcript is spliced from 16 exons.
CGUGGGAAACGAACCCACAACCCUGGCGUUGCAAGCGGCAUGCUCUACCAACUGAGCUACACGGGACCUCCAUUACUAUAUAUGUUUAUUUAUUGACUUAUUUUUAACUGUUUGUUUGUUUUGCUAAAAUCUAAUUUGUUGUGUCAGGUUAAGGUUUAUUUUCAAUUCAAAUAUCAGUUUAACAUUGGGCACAAUCAAACAAGGAUAAUCCAGAUUGAGAUAGGCUUCAUGUUUUAUUUCUUCAGGUUCAUUUUCCUUGCCUGAUGACUCAUCCUGAAUUUUAUUCCGCUGUUCUAUCAUCGUUCCAUACGUCUGAAACUGCCAUCCAUCCUAGAAGUCGUUUGUGCCGACUUCAAAAUGACAUGAUUCAUGUAGGCCGGCUCUGGCCCAACCCCAUCGGUUUCUGGGACCAAUCAGAAUGUAUUUGCGUUCUCAAAGCGUCUGGGAGGAAAGCAAAUCCAGACUCAUCGUGGAGAAGAAACGUUAGUGGGCGUGCUGUUUGGCCGGAGCGGUGUGACUGGGUAGCCAGGCAAUAAUUUUCCUAGAAAAAGUUAUAAUGUUUGAACUCAAAAGACAUGGCCUUUAAACCCACAAUAUAUAUAUGUUUUUUAACAGUGGUCAUCUCUUGAUGGAAUAGAUACUGAGUUUGAGUUGGUCUCUGGAUGCUGACUAGCCCAUGAAUGGGCUAGCUAGAUGCUGGCUCUGCUGCUGGUUGAAUGUUGAAGAGGUAUGACCCAAUCCACAUCUCAGCAGCAUGUUUUGAAAAGGGGCGGGUGUACGGAACGGAAGUAGUUACUCUGUUCAAGGACAUUACACUUCCGGUUGAAAUACAAAAUUUUUGCAGCGCCGUGGGAGCUAACGGGGUGUGUAUGAAUGAGGACAUGUCUACUCUCAUCGACAGGACGAUGAGGAUGAGGAGGGAGGAGCAGGCGCGCCAGGUGGUCCUCGCCUGGGCAGUCCUCAAUGUGUCGCUAGCUGGCAUGAUCUACACUGAGAUGUCAGGAAAACUGCUGAGCCUGUACUUCAACAUCUCUUAUUGGCCUAUCUGGUACAUAGAGUUGGCCUUCGCCUCAGUCUUUAGCCUCAACGCCCUGUUUGACUUCUGGAAGUACUUCAAGUACACCAUGGCCCCCUCCACAAUCGCUGUUACCCCUGACCAGCACUGCCUUCUUGGCCUCAGAAACUCAGGUAUCCAGGCGUCACCCCCGCUGAAGCAAGAGAAGCAGGAGGCUCAAGCCCCGGCUCAGUCGUCGCCCCUCCAGGGUCAGAGUGUGCUCAGCUUCAGUCCCUCCAGGCCGGCCAGCACCAGCCCCAAGUUCUCCCCCAGCUGUGUUCCCGGAUACAGCCCCCUUUUGAGCAGCCCGUCCACACCGGGCAGCGGGGGACACUUCUCUCCCUCCCUGGCCUUUGGAAAGUUGAACUACAGCCCCCCCUCAUCCUACCCCAGCAGCAUUGGCCCAGUGGAUGGCUCCAGCCUGAGGGCACGCUACCGCACCUCUCCCUCCGUGUUCAACUCCCCUGGGGGCAAGGAGGACUACAUGGAGUCCCUGAAGACCCUGGACAGGUUCCUCCGCUCCGAGGAGGAGAAGAGCCACCGCAGUCAGUUAGGGAGCCCAGAGUCGGUGUCGCCCUCCCACAGCCCCACAUUCUGGAACUAUAGCCGCUCGGUGGGGGACUACGCCCAGAGCCUGAGAAAGUUCCAGUACCAGCCAGCCUGCCGCUCCCAGGCCCCCUCAGCCAGCAAGGACGAGACGGAUCUGGGCUCCAAACAGGCUGCCGAGGAGGUUUGGGCCAGAAUCACAACCAGUCGUCACGUGGUGGACAGCAUAGACAGCUGGAUGGCCAAGCUCAGAAAUUGGAUAAAUGACACCAUUCUAGUGCCACUGGUGAAGGAGAUGGACUCAGUGAAUGGCCAGCUAAGGAGAAUGGGCUGCUCUGAGCUCCAGAUCGGAGAAGCCAGUAUAGCCAGCCUAAAACAGGCUGCUGUUUUGAAGGCCUCAGUUAUCCCCACCAUGCCUGCUAUUGUGCAGUAUCUGGACAUCACCCCUAACCAAGAGUAUCUAGUGGAGAGAAUCAGAGAGCUGGCCCAUAGUGGCUGCAUGAGUUCUUUCCGCUGGAACAGGGGCGGGGAUCUCAAAGCCAGGAAGUGGGACACAGACCUCCCUUCAGACUGUGCUAUCCUCAUGCAUGUGCUGUGCACAUACCUGGACUCCCGACUCCCGCCGCACCCUAAGUACCCCGACGGAAAGACCUUCACCUCGCAGCACUUCACCCAGACGCCAGACAAACCUGACGUGACGAAUGAAAACCUAUUCUGCAUUCACCAAAGUAGCACCAAUCCCCCACACUACCAACUCAUCUACCAGGGCCAUGUCUACAGCCUGCCCAAGGGAAGGAACAACCUGUUCCACACUGUUCUCAUGUUCCUCUUCGUCAUCAAAACCAAGGAGUCUGGGAUGCUGGGGAGAGUAAAUCUGGGCCUAUCAGGUGUGAACAUCCUGUGGAUAUUUGGGGACUGAUGCAAUCUAUCUCUAUUCUUGAGCAUUUCACAGCAGAAUGUCUCCAAGGUUUGUUUGUGAAACAAUAAAUCGUAGCUUCUGAUAACAAGACUAUUCUGUAGAUGUUAGUUACCAUAACUGUCCUCAGAUUUAGGUUAAGGAAGCACUUACGAGAGUAACAUUUUGUUGUACAUUUGUUCAGUCAUUUUUCUUAGAAACAGCAGACCACAUUUUCUCAGUUUUAUUUAAUUUGAAAGUAGCUAUUGUCAUUUGUGACAUUUUAAAAUCAAAUGAUUACAAAGACCAUUACAUUUAGUUUGAUAUUAUGGUUAAUCAAAAACAACAGUACUGUAUUUUAACUCUGCAUCCACAAUUGACUCCAUUUUGUAAGUAUUUUGCGAAUGUAUCAGGAUAGUGUCCUUGUAAAUAGUAUACCACAGGUUUGUCUGGUGGAUUGCAUUGGGUUGAACCCUCCUGACUUGAAUGUAUGUUAGUGUGUUUUCCUUUUUGUAUGAAUUGUUUGUGAGAGCUUGAAUAUUGCAGCUAGAAUGCUUGAGUUCUUUCUUUUUGUUGAGUGACACGCUUUGGAGUGGUAGUAAUGUUACCCGCAUAAGAAAGCAUGCCUUUGUUUACUAGGGCUGCAGUUACUUGCAUUAGCAUGCACAAUAUGUCUAUUCUAACUAGAAGUUUGUUCCACAAUUCAAAUGCUAGAUACAAAGCCAUGUACGUGGUAUGCCUUUUCGAAUUUCAAGAUAAUGGAAGGUUCGAAGUAAAUUGCUGUUAUUUUUAUUGUCAAAAUGUCUUUGCUUGGAGAAUUCUGAUGUAUACUGGUCAAAGAGGUGCCUUUAUGAUAGGUUGUGUGAAUGUCAUUCAUUUUGAUAAAAAGGGAGGCUAAUUAAAAACUGGUAAAGGGCUGCAUGGACUUGUGUGGGCUCAUGAGGACUCCAAUGCACUCCAAACCCCCUCAUUCAAUAAUUUUGAAUUGUUUGUAGUGAUGUGUUUUUCAAUUGAGACAUGGAAAUAAACAUAAUUGAUUGAA